AUGAACAUUUUUGGAAGGAAAAAGAGUUCCGAAUCCAUUGCUGCUGAUUCAGCUAUUCAAACAACCACCACAACGGAUCCUAAUACUCUAGCCAAGACAACAGGAACGACAAAUUCUCCGACCAACGUUAAUCGAUAUCAGUCCGACAUUGACCGAGCCAAUGCUAUGCGACAAACUCAUUUUGGGACCAAUGGCUACACGCCUCCUUCGAGUGGCAAUCACAAUGCCAACUCCAGCAGUCACAACCGUCAGACUGGGUACGUUCCACCCUCAGGAGGCAACAGUACUUCAAAUAACAACAACAACAACGGUUCCAAUCCAAUUUUACAAGACAAAGUCCAUUUAGCCUUGGGUCAAUUGGAAGAAGCGGAACGAUUGCAAGCGUCAGGAAAGUUGGAUAGUGCACUUCGUCUCAGUGAAGAAGCACUAGGGACGCUGAUUGGAUAUCUGAGACAAGCAAAUCAAUAUCAGAACAGUGGAAUCUCAAAGGAUGUUUUGCGAUCAACUGUGGAAAUGGCUUUGUCCAAUGCGGAAGCUAUGAAGGCAACAAUUGCACAACAUCAAUCGAAACCGGCACCACCAACACAAAUACAAAAACCAAAAAAAUCGAAAUCAAAGACGUCAUCCUACGUCCCACCAUCAUCCUCAGCGCCAUCAUCACAGCCAAUGAAACCAACUCGGAAAGAUUCCAAAUCAAAAAUGGCGUUGGGAAUUGAAAAGUUAAGCCUAUCCAUGUCAAAGUCGCAGGAUUCUCAGGAAAAGAAGAAGGUCAAGCAGAAGACUUCGUAUGACUCUUCUGAUUCAGCCCGUUCUUCUCCUGCCAACCACGCCUUGCAUGCGAGUGCCUCCAGCUCACCACCCCAAAGACCCCCGGCACGGUCCCCCACCAGCAUUCGCAUCAAUCACGAUGAUCCAUUGGUGAAGAUGGUCAAGAAUGACUUGUACGUGGAUGCUUCCCAGUUGCAAAAUGUCAGUUGGAACGAUAUUGCUGGAUUGGCGCAGGCAAAGCAGUCGCUUCAAGAAGCUGCCAUCUUGCCCUUGAUUCGACCAGAUUUAUUUACCGGAUUGCGGAAACCACAGAAUAUACUCUUGUAUGGACCUCCCGGAACAGGCAAGACCAUGCUGGUCAAGGCAGUGGCCAAGGAAUCUUCGUCCAUUCUAUUUGUUUGUAGUGCCAGUUCGUUAACCAGCAAGUGGCACGGCGAAGGAGAAAAGUUACUCAAAACUCUAUUCCAAGUAGCUCGUGCCGCCGCACCAUCGAUUUUAUUUGUCGAUGAAGUGGAUGCACUCUUGUCGGCACGCAAGUCCGAAGGAGAGCACGAGGCAUCGAGGCGAUUCAAAACGGAAUUCAUGACUCAAGUGGAUGGAAUUGCUUCUUCGGGUGGCGGAGACGGCGGAGAUGGGAAUAACGAAGCACAUUUGUUGCUCAUUGCUUGUACGAAUUGUCCAUGGGAUUUGGAUGCAGCAGUCCUGAGACGCUUUCCCCGACGCAUACUGAUUGAUUUACCCGAUGUAGACACCCGGAAGGCCUUGGUAAAGCACUUGUUGCAAAAGGCUGGAAAACAUUCUCUGACGCGCAAUGAAAUCAAAAUGUUAGUGAAGAGAUUGAAAGGUUACUCGGGGAGUGACAUUUCGUCCAUUGCCUCGGAAGCAUCCUUUGGACCCUUGCGUUCCUUGGGAAAUUUGCAGGCCAUUCAAUUGGCAAAUGCCAAUACGAUUCGACCCAUCUCGUAUCAAGACUUUGAACUUGCUCUUGACCAAUCGACCAAAUCAACCUCGCAAGAACUAUUGGACAAGUAUGACAAAUGGAAACGAGACCAGAGUGCAUAG
Molecule: messenger RNA, 1830 nt
Organism: Cylindrotheca closterium
Lineage: Eukaryota; Bacillariophyta; Bacillariophyceae; Bacillariales; Bacillariaceae
Source: the annotation of a GenBank genome assembly